Molecule: messenger RNA, 4419 nt
Organism: Musa acuminata AAA Group (dessert banana)
Lineage: Eukaryota; Viridiplantae; Streptophyta; Magnoliopsida; Zingiberales; Musaceae
Product: cytochrome c oxidase subunit 3
Exons: 1
Coding region: 3472-4371 (299 amino acids)
Biological process (GO): mitochondrial electron transport, cytochrome c to oxygen
Cellular component (GO): membrane; mitochondrion
Molecular function (GO): cytochrome-c oxidase activity
Source: RefSeq, a predicted model, not a curated record
UUAAUUUGGGGGCGAUCUCUCUUUGGGCGCGUCGCCUCUAAAGAGUCAAGCCUCCACUGAACUAAACUAUGUCUCCCCUUCCCUUCCAUAAGCGAGUCUCUCCCUUGAGUUAGACUUUUGCAUUUCACCAAGUCUUCGAUCAGAUACUCCCUGGUCAAAAGAUACUCAACUUGUUAGGAAGCCUUUAUUACUAAUCUUGCUUCCGAUAACGGGUUCGACUUCUCAUAUUUUCAUGAAUUACCAAUCACAUACCCUAACCCUUACUUAUUGCCUUCCCUCUUCCUUAGUCCCUUAUUUGGAUAUUUGGAAUGACUUUCCCUAAUGACUUUCCUCAAACCCUUUACUGCUCUUUCAAGGGCCGAUACUACUUGGCGGAACUACUACCAUGCCUCUAAAGAGUCUGACAUUGGACAAGACCCCGCGUAAGUCAUUAAUGCCACCCCUAGAAUCAGAUAAGUAAGGACUGCUGCUAGCGACAGGAAGUGAUUCACUUGCGCGUCAGGGACAUGCCACUGGCCCAAUUGACAAGGCAUAGGAAGCGAGUCCAGGGGGCCAAGCUACUGCUACAAAUUACAACAUAUCAUAAGGGAGAUUCUCAUAAUAAUAAUAAAAGGAAUAGAAGUAAGGAAAGUCAGAAUAAGAGUUAGGCGUGGCUGGUUUGAAGUUAGUAGUGAGAGGCUGUUUGCCGAUAGCUCUAUUCUUAUUAGUAACGGAAUCAGACUUGACUCCCCGGGUAGUUAACCUCAUAGUAAUGUAAGAAAGUCUAUCUAUAAGUAACUACAAAAUCCAAGUAUGGAUUGGCAGAAUUAGGACAGUAGAUUCAUAUAAGCACUUGUUUCAUCCCGAGAAAAGCACUAGAGAUCAAUUCCGACUUAGUGCCCCAAACAUACUUCUUUAGACUUAUGCCUUCAAUGCCUAUGUGCGAGUCCCGUGCGCCCUAUAUGAAGAUAUAGUUUCUAUUAAGAUAUAGUUUCUAACAAGGCUCUUAGCACCUUAUUUCGAAUUGAAUUCUCUAUCUCUACCCUAGCCAUCGGUAUUAUAGUUCAAGAUUGGCACACUGUAUUAUGUAUUUGGAUCUUUUAUUAUGUAUUUGUGUAUACGCGGAUAAAGAGGGAGGGUUGGGCAAGCUUAUAGACGAGGCCGGGCAAGCUCAUGGACUAAAAGAAAUACCAGUGCUUUUUGUUAGAUCCUAUGUUCGUUCCUUCUGUGCUCUAGUAGUAGCUCUCAUCCUUAUGGAUUUGCAUUCUGAAAUGACUUAUUACAUCUUUUGAACCAUAGCAGUUGGAUUACAUCUUUUGAACCAGAGCUAUUAGACUAAUAGAUAGAACGCAUAGUAGCGGUAAGUGUCAUGAAGAGUUCAGUUCGGCUACUCACUAUAAGAAUCAAUACAAGUAACUAUGAGUAAUAAUACAAUAAUCCAGAAUUGAGCAGGGAAUAAAGAAGUAAGGGCUUCGUCUUAUAGUUUCCUCAGUGCCAGUGCUUUUCUGACCUUUAAACCAAUUCUGCUAUUCAUUAUUAUAUUACAAUUACCAUCAUUCUAUAUUACUAUUACUGGGCUUUGGAACCCGUUAUUCUCUUACAACGCUUUGGACACACCGAUCCUAUUACUUUGCUUUGAAACCAAUGAUGCAAUUACUUAGCUUCGGAACCCAUUAUUAUAUAACAAUUCAUUAUAUUACAAUUAUUCUAUUACUUUGCUUUGGAAACUAUUAUUCAAUUCUCAUAGUAUAAUUAUUCUAUCUACAUACCCAAGGGAGAAACAGCGGACAACGGAACGGGGAUCAUUCACCCAUGCUACGAAGGUAAGAUAAGAGGAAACAAUUGACAUAACACCGGCACGGCACAGUAAUAAAAGCAGAAUGAUGUUUACUUGACACCGGCAUAACAGAUCCAUCGUUCAAUAGAAAACAACCAACGCUUUAUUGAUACAAAAACGGAAUGAAAGACUACGUACUGUAGCAGCUGGUUAAUCAAAUCUACUUGCUUUCCAUAACGGGAUGAAUGAGCGAGCGUACUUCGUCUUUCGAGCUCCUGCUUCUUUUGAUGAAACCUACCCUUACCUAACACACUCCGUCUUUGAUGACCUCUUUCUCUUUCUUAGACUAGCUACCUAGGCUUUUACGGUGGAAGCCUAUUCCAAGAGGGUCUUGUCUUACUUGCUAACAAAUUCAGAAUGCCCAAAUAGUGCCUUAGCCCUUUAUGCGCUUAAAGCAAAUUCAGAAGGUGCGAGUCAAAUGAUUGAGUACGGCCUUGCCUUAGACGGGAGACAGGAAAGCUUACUUCACUUCCGUAAGCGUUGUAAGAGGGCAACAAGAGGGGCGUCGGGGGUCAAAGACAAGGCAACUGGGAUCAACUAUGGCGCAACAGCUACAUAUAGGGAAUCAAUAGAUUCAGAAGCGGUGUCUCGACCUGACCAGAAAGAUCUAAAUAAAUGAGUUCGGGAAAUCCAUGUAUAGUACUGUUGUCGAUCGGGAAAUCCAAAAGUGUUAUAGUACCCGUUGUCGAUCAGCCGGCUGUCUUACCUCAGGAGUCGACGUAGGAUUACCUAUCACUACAAGGAAUUGCACUAUUCACAGGCGAAUCAUAGCAACAAUUUCCUCAAAUCCAUUCUUAGAGUUUUCAAUCUAUACCUAUGUAUAGGUUCUUUCUCUUUCUUUCUAUCUGGAGGUUACGAAACCGGAAGUUUAGAAGCACAGAAUCAAGAAGGCAGUUAGCAAGCCAUAGGCGAGCGAGGAAGAUAACCCGGGUCAACAACCCUUAGAAUCUCCUCAUCACGUUGAGUCUUUCAGGUUACAAGCAAGACAAAGAUAAUCAAGAUCAUAAUCAAUCCAUCUUUAUAGAUACUUUCUUUCACUUCUUCGAUAAAAAGAAGCUGGUGUGGUAGUAUUAGGAUUGUAGCCAGCAAAGGGUCUGGCGAGGAAGUCAACAAUGGAGGACACAACUCCCUUAUCGAGAGAUACUGCGCUUAACGCUCUAACCGUUAUCUGGCCGUCAUCAGACGAGGACCAUCUAACCCCAAAUAAGCAUAAUGGUCUAUUCUAAGACAAUCUUGUCUAUUCAAAGCCCAUCUUAUUACCUCCUAACCGUUACGUGGGAAAAAGGUGCUUUUCUUUCCUUUAAGCUUAACGAGGACUCUCUUAUCUGUGACAUAGUGGAAGGCACGUGCAAGGAAACAAUGGACAUCCAAAAGCUCUGGCUGGCCUAUCCUCUUUUCUUUCUUUGAUCUCUCUUUUGAAAUAAGGCGCAAAGUACCAUUUCUUCCGUGCCAAGGAAUUUCAGAGGGAAUAUUGUAAGAGGAAGCUGAUGCCAAUGCGUCAGUGAGGAAAUGCAAACCAAUGAUCAAUUCAGAUCUAUUUCUUUUCCUACUUAAUUCGUGGGUCAAAUCCACUCUUAUCAAGAGUAAUAGAGAUUUCCUUCUUUGUUAGAGUCUAACAUUUCUAUAAAUUCCAUGAAAGAACCAUAUCCCUUCCUAUGAGUUUGGCCUGUCAGAUAGAAGGAAAAUUCCCAUUCUUUACAACUUUAGGGGGUGGGGGUUUGAAGGGUGGUUUACAUACAACCGGGGCAAAGUGGUUUAUGAUUGAAUCUCAAAGGCAUUCUUAUCAUUUGGUAGAUCCAAGUCCAUGGCCUAUUUCGGGUUCACUCGGAGCUUUGGCAACAACCGUAGGAGGUGUGAUGUACAUGCACUCAUUUCAAGGGGGAGCAACACUUCUCAGUUUGGGCCUAAUCUUUAUACUAUAUACAAUGUUAGUAUGGUGGCGCGAUGUUCUACGUGAAUCCACUUUAGAAGGACAUCAUACAAAAGCAGUACAAUUAGGACCUCGAUAUGGUUCUAUUCUGUUUAUAGUCUCGGAGGUUAUGUUCCUUUUUGCUUUUUUUUGGGCUUCUUCUCAUUCUUCUUUGGCACCCACGGUAGAGAUCGGAGGUAUUUGGCCCCCUAAAGGUAUUGGGGUUUUAGAUCCUUGGGAAAUACCUUUUCUUAAUACCCCUAUUCUCCCUUCAUCCGGAGCUGCCGUAACUUGGGCUCAUCAUGCUAUACUCGCUAAGAAGGAAAAACGAGCUGUGUUAGCUUUAGUAGCUACCGUUUCACUGGCUCUAGUAUCCACAGGCUUUCAAGGAAUGGAAUAUUACCAAGCACCCUCCAAUAUCUCUGAUAGUAUUUAUGGUUCUACCUUUUUCUUAGCAACUGGCUUUCAUGGUUUUCAUGUUAUUAUAGGUACUAUUUUCUUAAUCAUAUGUGGUAUUCGCCAAUAUCUUGGUCAUCUUACUAAGGAGCAUCACGUUGGCUUUGAAGCAGCAGCAUGGUACUGGCAUUUUGUAGACGUGGUUCGGUUAUUCCCAUUUGUCUCCAUCUAUUGGUGGGGAGGUAUAUGACAGAUAAGUAGAUUUCAGUAUUCUAGCUCGAAGACAAAGAGAACUGGG